CCGCGCAGAGUUCGUCCGAGUUGGUCGUGGAGCAUGUGAUUAGUCACGAAGCGUGCAUUUUUUGUUACCUUAUCAUUGUCAGUGAGAGAUAUCUGCAAGUUUCAGAGCUUCUUUGCUGCUGUCUGUUGCUGCUGGUAUAGAAGACAGGAGGCCGUAACGUGUGGAGGUUGUUUUCUGUUGUAUCUGAAGUUUAUUUGGAAAAAAACAAACAUGUUUGGUGGCUUUGGCAGCAGUUUCGGCGGCGGCCGGCCGUCGAUGAAAGGCUCCCAGCCAGGCGGUAACCUGCGCCGCCCUGAUUGGACCCAGAUCAAGCUGACACCCAUUCAAAAAGACUUCUACCAGCCACUGCCACAUGUGGUGGCGCGCGGCCAGUCGGAGGUGGAGGCCUACCGGCAGCGCAGCGAGAUCACCGUGCGCGGCUCAACGGUGCCAGCGCCACUCAUCGAGUUCCACGACCUGGCCAUGCCCGACUACAUUCUGAACACAAUCAGGGCCAAUGGUUUCACCACACCCACACCAAUCCAGGCCCAGGGCUGGCCAAUCGCCCUCUCCGGCAAGGACAUGGUGGGCAUCGCACAGACCGGCUCUGGCAAGACGCUGGCAUACAUGCUGCCUGCCAUCAUUCACAUCAACCACCAGGACUACUUGCGUCCGGGCGACGGGCCGGUGGCGCUGGUGCUGGCGCCCACCCGCGAGCUGGCCCAGCAGAUCUCCGAGGUGGCCAGCGAGUUCGGCCGCAGCUCCAAGCUGCGCCACACCUGCGUUUACGGCGGCGCGCCCAAGGGCGGCCAGCUGCGUGACCUGGAGCGCGGCGUCGAGAUCGUGAUCGCCACGCCCGGCCGGCUGAUCGACUUCCUGGAGAUGGGCAAGACCAACCUGCGGCGCACCACCUACCUGGUGCUGGACGAGGCCGACCGCAUGCUCGACAUGGGCUUCGAGCCGCAGAUCCGCAAGAUCGUGGAGCAGAUCCGGCCCGACCGGCAGACGCUCAUGUGGAGCGCCACCUGGCCCAAGGAGGUUCGUCGCCUGGCGGAAGAGUUCCUGGUGGACUACACCCAGCUGAACGUGGGCUCGCUCGACCUGGCGGCCAACCACAACAUCCUGCAGAUUGUGGACGUCUGCGAGAGUCAUGAAAAGUUCCAGAAGCUGUUUCGCCUGCUGGAGGAGAUCAUGGCCGAGAAGGAGAACAAGACCAUCAUCUUCACGGAGACGAAGCGCGGCUCCGACGAACUGACGCGCCAGAUGCGCCGCGAGGGCUGGCCGGGCAUGUGCAUCCACGGCGACAAGUCGCAGCAGGAGCGCGACUGGGUGCUGCGCGAGUUCCGCAGCGGCCGCUCCCCCAUCCUGGUGGCCACCGACGUGGCCGCGCGCGGCCUGGACGUGACCGACAUCAAGUUCGUCAUCAACUUCGACUACCCGAACAACUCGGAGGACUACAUCCACCGGAUCGGGCGCACGGCUCGCAGCCACAACACCGGCACGGCCUACACGUUCUUCACGCCCGAGAACGCACCCAAGGCGCGCGACCUGAUCGCCGUGCUGCGCGAGGCCAACCAGGUGGUGAACCCCAAGCUGGUGGAGCUGCAGAGCUCGUCCCGCGGCUACGGCGGCAGAAGCCGGUACGGCGGCGGCCGCGGCUUCGGCGGCGGUGGCGGCCGCCGCUCGGGAGGCGCGUACGGCGGUGGCGGCCGUUGGUAGGCCGGCUCGACAGCGAUCCCCGACCCCGGCAGAGGUAGCACCGCCUGCCGCCUAGCAGCGACGUGAACCGGCCGCGGCUGCCGCCGCACUACAAGGAUUCCGUACGGAGGCGGUGCUUUCGGCGGAGCAUUGGUUUCGGUGUUGUUGGUUUUUUUUGCACGCCACCGCACGGCGUGUUUUGGUCCCUCUGCCGGUUGAAACGCAGCCUGCGAAAACCGGUGGCGUGUUUGUUUAGUUAAGCCGAGGUGGCACCGCGCGAAGGCUGACGCCAUGUUCAUGUAUAGUAGCCGGCCGUGCGAGGAUCUCUGGAGGUUCAGGGCGCCGUCUCUGUAUUGACGUGGUGCCUCUGUCUGGAUCUCGCGCUGCCUGUCCUCCGGUCUCCCGCGUACCCUUUCGUUCUAGUGUAGUGUGUUCCCAGCCCGCUGUGGGCACCACGUGGGCGUCUUGUAAAUAGCCUGCGUAGGACUGAAUUCGCGUCAGCGUGUAGUGGCGGCUAGCGACGGAGUUGUCUGUGGAAGCGUCUGGAUCAGCGCUUGGAACGCCGCAGACGGCGGCGAGCGCGGAGAACCCAUUCCGUUGGCUUCGUGAGAGACAAGUGUACAAAAAGUUGUGUGGCGAGGCAGGUCGCUCAGAGGAGGUGCGCUGCGGCCGGCGGACGGCGGGCGCGCUGCGCCGUGUGUGGUGCGAGCUGUAGGGUUAGACUGGCAGUGGGGCGCCGCGACACGCGUCGGUCACUAGACGCCGGCGCGGCGGGCACCCGUGACGCGACGGCGCCUGUGUGGGCGGGGCGCGCUGUCAGCCAGCCCUCGCCGCCUGCUCGCUGGCCAUCAGGAGCGGAGGUGCGUGUGUGUGUGCCGAUUGCGCCGUCGCGGCCACCUGGACUCUUCGUGGUGCGCGUAUACUUGAGCGCGCGUUCGCUGCUUCAUCCCAGCGUAUCUUGGGGCACGUUAUGCACUACCCGGCGUUGCUACCGCGCGUGGCUGGCGCGUCUCGCGGACGUGAAGCUCCGCUGUCAGCAGGCGAUUGCCCUCCUGAGAUGGCCAGCGAAUCGUGCAGACGGCCGCGGAUGCAGUAAUAAAACGGACGUUUGA
Pollicipes pollicipes is the source of this 2789-nucleotide messenger RNA. RefSeq names its product putative ATP-dependent RNA helicase DDX17. The transcript is spliced from 10 exons. Gene Ontology annotation, molecular function: nucleic acid binding; RNA helicase activity; ATP binding. Lineage: Eukaryota; Metazoa; Arthropoda; Thecostraca; Pollicipedomorpha; Pollicipedidae. Bases 211 to 1698 code for a protein of 495 amino acids. The record is from RefSeq and is a predicted model, not a curated record.